AUGUUUUCACCUCCUGUGAGCAGUGGGAAAAAUGGACCAACUUCUUUGGCGAGUGGACAUUUUACUGGCUCAAAUGUAGAAGACAGAAGUAGCUCAGGGUCCUGGGGGAAUGGAGGACAUCCAAGCCCAUCCAGGAACUAUGGAGAUGGGACUCCCUAUGACCACAUGACCAGCAGGGACCUUGGGUCACAUGACAAUCUCUCUCCACCUUUUGUCAAUUCCAGAAUACAAAUGUUCACAAAGGAGGACGGGUACAGAUGCCAGAGAGACACAGAAAUUUCCCAGGGGAGAAAGAAGAAAUACAAAAGAAAUCAGGAUCAUGCUGAAACAGGUAAAACAGAAAGGGGCUCAUACUCAUCUUAUGGGAGAGAAUCAAACCUACAGGGUUGUCACCAGCAGAGUCUCCUUGGAGGGGACAUGGAUAUGGGCAAUCCAGGAACCCUUUCGCCCACCAAACCUGGCUCCCAGUACUAUCAAUAUUCUAGCAAUAACCCCCGACGGAGGCCUCUUCACAGUAGCGCCAUGGAGGUGCAGACAAAGAAAGUUCGAAAAGUUCCUCCAGGUUUGCCAUCUUCAGUCUACGCUCCAUCAGCAAGCACUGCCGACUACAAUAGGGACUCACCAGGCUACCCAUCCUCAAAGCCAGCAGCCAGCACUUUCCCUAGCUCCUUCUUCAUGCAAGAUGGUCAUCACAGCAGUGACCCUUGGAGCUCCUCCAGUGGGAUGAAUCAGCCUGGCUAUGGAGGAAUGUUGGGCAAUUCUUCUCAUAUUCCACAGUCCAGCAGCUACUGUAGCCUGCAUCCACAUGAACGUUUGAGCUAUCCAUCACACUCCUCAGCAGACAUCAAUUCCAGUCUUCCUCCGAUGUCCACUUUCCAUCGUAGUGGCACAAACCACUACAGCACCUCCUCCUGUACGCCUCCUGCCAACGGGACAGACAGUAUAAUGGCAAAUAGAGGAAGCGGGGCAGCAGGCAGCUCCCAGACUGGAGACGCUCUGGGGAAAGCACUUGCUUCGAUCUAUUCUCCAGAUCACACUAACAACAGCUUUUCAUCAAACCCUUCAACUCCUGUUGGCUCUCCCCCUUCUCUUUCAGCAGGCACAGCUGUUUGGUCAAGAAAUGGAGGCCAGGCCUCAUCAUCUCCCAACUAUGAAGGACCCUUACACUCUUUGCAAAGCCGAAUUGAAGAUCGCUUGGAAAGACUGGAUGAUGCGAUUCAUGUUCUCCGGAAUCACGCAGUGGGCCCGUCCACAGCUGUGCCUGGUGGGCACGGGGACAUGCAUGGGAUCAUUGGACCCUCUCAUAACGGAGCAAUGGGUGGCCUGGGCUCAGGGUAUGGAACCGGCCUUCUUUCAGCCAACAGACAUUCACUCAUGGUUGGGGCCCAUCGCGAAGAUGGCGUGGCCCUCAGAGGCAGCCAUUCUCUCCUGCCAAACCAGGUUCCAGUUCCACAGCUUCCUGUCCAGUCUGCAACUUCCCCUGACUUGAACCCACCCCAGGACCCUUACAGAGGCAUGCCACCAGGACUACAGGGGCAGAGUGUCUCCUCCGGCAGCUCUGAGAUCAAAUCUGAUGAUGAGGGCGACGAGAACCUGCAAGACACGAAAUCUUCCGAGGACAAGAAAUUAGAUGACGACAAGAAGGAUAUCAAAUCAAUUACUAGGUCAAGAUCUAGCAAUAACGAUGAUGAAGACCUGACACCGGAGCAGAAGGCAGAGAGGGAGAAGGAGCGGAGGAUGGCCAACAAUGCCCGCGAACGCCUGCGGGUCCGAGACAUCAAUGAGGCUUUCAAGGAGCUCGGGCGCAUGGUACAGCUCCACCUCAAGAGUGACAAGCCCCAGACCAAGCUCCUGAUCCUCCACCAGGCCGUGGCCGUCAUCCUCAGCUUGGAGCAGCAAGUCCGAGAAAGAAAUCUGAAUCCGAAAGCAGCCUGUCUAAAAAGAAGGGAGGAAGAGAAGGUGUCCUCGGAGCCUCCCCCGCUCUCCUUGGCUGGCCCGCACCCUGGAAUGGGAGACACAUCAAAUCACAUGGGACAGAUGUGAAAGGGUCCAAGUUGCCACAUUGCUUCAUUAAAACAAGAGACCACUUCCUUAACAGCUGUAUUAUCUUAAACCCACAUAAACACUUCUCCUUAACCCCCUUUUUUGUAAUAUAAGACAAGUCUGAGUAGUUAUGAAUCGCAGACGCAAGAGGUUUCAGCAUUCCCAAUUAUCAAAAAACAGAAAAACAAACAAAAAAAGAAAGAAAAAAAGUGCAACUUGAGGGACGACUUUCUUUAACAUAUCAUUCAGAAUGUGCAAAGCAGUAUGUACAGGCUGAGACGAAGCCCAGAGACUGAAUGGCAAUCUUUCCACACUGUGGAACAAUGCAUUUGUGCCUAAACUUCUUUUGGAAAAAAAAAAAAAUAUAAUUAAUUUGUAAGUCUGAAAAAAAUAUUUAAUUUAAAAAAUUGUAAACUUGCAAUAAUGAAAAAGUGUACUUCUGAAGACAACUACAUGAACGUUUUUGUUGGUAUUCAAGUCAGCUAGUGUUUAUAAUUACUGGAUACUGAAUAGGGGAAGCGCGGCUGCCCUAGUAACAAAACCAGCAAACGUCCUGACGACAACGAAGUGAUGACAUUAGCCAUUCCUUAGGGUAGGAGGAACAGAUGGAUCUUAUAGACCUAUGACAAAUAUAUAUAUAAAUAUAUAUAUAAAUAUAUAUUAAAAAUUUAGUGACUAUGGUAA
Molecule: messenger RNA, 2727 nt
Organism: Chinchilla lanigera (long-tailed chinchilla)
Lineage: Eukaryota; Metazoa; Chordata; Mammalia; Rodentia; Chinchillidae
Gene: Tcf4
Product: transcription factor 4
Biological process (GO): regulation of transcription by RNA polymerase II
Cellular component (GO): transcription regulator complex
Molecular function (GO): RNA polymerase II cis-regulatory region sequence-specific DNA binding; DNA-binding transcription factor activity, RNA polymerase II-specific; protein dimerization activity
Source: RefSeq, a predicted model, not a curated record